GUAUUUUUAGUUGCAGCUGCAGUUAAGAAAAAAAUAAAAAAGAACAUGAAGCAUGGCCCACGCAAUCAAAAGAGUCCCAAGUCUAGCGGGCACGGAAAGAGAAACAUUGCCCAACAGCAUCACAACACCUAGAUCAUCAUCCACAUCAUCAACGGCAUUCACAUCCGCAUCUCCGGGAGGCACUAACCCAUUAGUAAAGGACACCUCGAACUUGGGGGAGGACAGCCAGAGAUCUCUAAAGUGCUUGGAGACGCUUGCUCAGAAAACAGGCAUAUGCUUCGACGAGGAUUUCGCUAGUUCGUCGCCUACCCAAUCGCCCAGCAGCCAAACACGAGGAACAGCCGGCACACCGCCCAUUAAACAGCGCCGCCAUCCGCUCCUGCCGAUCAAAGCCAAUUCACCAAGGACUCCCAUCUCGUCGAGACGCGGCCGCACGCUGGAGAAGUCACAGAGCCCUGCCCAACAGGUGGCAGCCGCCGCCACGGUGCCGCUGCAGAUCUCUCCGGAGCAGCUCCAGCAGCUUUACAAUCCCUACGCCAUCCAGGUGAAGCAAGAGUUCCCCACGCAUACAACGGGAGCGGGCACGGAGCUGAAGCAUGCGACCAAUAUCCUGGAUGUGCAACAGCAGAUGCAGCUGCAGCAGCAGCUCUCCGAUGCCAACGGAGCCGGAGGAGCUGCUGGAGCCACAGGAGUGGCGGGAGGCGCACCAAGUCCUGCCAAUGCCCAACAGACGCAGCAGCAGCACUCGACGGCCAUCAGCACCAUGUCCCCGAUGCAGCUUGCGGCGGCUACCGGAGGAGUGGGCGGUGAUUGGGGGCAAGGCAGGACGGUGCAACUGAUGCAGCCCUCGACCAGCUUCCUGUAUCCGCAGAUGAUCGUGUCCGGUAAUCUGCUGCAUCCUGGCGGCCUUGGCCAGCAGCCCAUCCAGGUGAUUACCGCCGGCAAGCCCUUCCAGGGCAAUGCGCCUCAGAUGAUCACCACCACGACGCAAAAUGCCAAGCAGAUGAUCGGGGGACAGACGCAGUUCGCUGGAGGCACCUAUGCCUCGUGCCUGCCCUCCAACCACAACCAGUCGCCACAGACGCUGCUCAUCUCGCCGGUGAAUGUGAUCUCGCACUCGCCACAGCAGCAGCAGAACCUGCUUCAGUCGAUGGCGGCUGCAGCCCAGCAACAGCAGCAGCAGCAGCAACAGCUGACACAACAGCAGCAACAACAGCAGCAGCAGAUUACUCAGCAGCAGCAACAGCAGCAGCAGCUCACGGCGGCCCUCGCGAAGGUGGGCGUGGAUGCGCAGGGCAAGUUGGCCCAGAAGGUGGUCCAGAAGGUGACCACCACCAGUAGCACGGUGCAGGCAGCGACGGCAGGCGGAGCAGCAGCCACGGCAGCCCAGGCCCAGCAGGUGCAACAGGUCCAGCAACAGCAGCAGCAGCAGACUACGCAGACCACCCAGCAAUGCGUUCAAGUCUCGCAGUCGACGUUGCCCGUGGGCGUGGGAGUAACCCAGGCUGGCCAGUCUGUUCAGUCAGUUCAGGCCGCCCAGCUGUUGAACGCCGGACAGGCGCAGCAGAUGCAGAUCCCCUGGUUUUGGCAAAAUGCGGCUGGACUGCAGUCCUUCGGCUCGAACCAGAUCAUCCUGAGGGGCCAGCCAGACGGAACCUCGGGCAUGUUUAUCCAGCAACCGGCCACGCAGACCCUGCAGACGCAGCAGAACCAGAUUAUCCAGUGCAAUGUGACCCAGACGCCCCCUAAGGCUCGCACCCAACUGGAUGCACUUGCCCCGAAGCAGCAGCAACAGCAGCAGCAGGCGGGAACUGCCAACCAGACACAGCAGCAACAGCAGCAGCAGCAGUUGGCGGUAGCCACGGCUCAGUUGCAACAGCAGCAGCAACAACUCACGGCAGCGGCUCUGCAACGCCCUGGAGCCCCGAUCCUACCCCACAAUGGCACCCAGGUGCGUCCGGCCAGCUCGGUGUCCACGCAGACUGCCCAGAACCAGAGCUUGCUGAAGGGCAAGAUGCGCACCAAGCAGCAGCCGGUGCGACCUGCCUUGUCUGCCCUGAAGACGGAGAACGGCCAGUUGGCGGGUCAGAACAAGGUGGUGGGUCACAUGGCCACCGUGCAGCAGCAACAGCAGGCGACAGCGAAUCUCCAGCAAGUGGUAAACUCGGCGGGCAACAAAAUGGUUGUGAUGAGCACGACGGGCACUCCCAUUACCCUCCAGAACGGACAGACUCUUCACGCACCCACAGCGGGAGUGGACAAACAGCAGCAACAACAGCAGCAGCAAUUGCAGCUGAUUCAGAAGCAGCAGUUUCUGCAACAGCAAAUGUUCCAGCAGCAGAUCGCUGCCCUCCAGAUGCAGCAGCAGGCGGCAGCUCAGGCCCAACAGCAGCAGCAGCAACAACAAGUCACCCAACAGCAGCAGCAGCAAGUGACCGCCCAGCAACAGCAGGCGGUGGCGCAGGCUCAGCAGCAACAGAGGGAACAGCAGCAGCAGCAGCAGCAAGUGGCCCAAUCCCAGGCGCAGGCGCAACAGCAGCAGGCGCUUGCCAACGCCACUCAGCAAAUCCUACAGGUGGCCCCAAACACCUUCAUCACCUCGCACCAGCAACAGCAGCAGCAACUGCAUAACCAACUGAUCCAGCAGCAACUGCAGCAACAGGUGCAGGCGCAUGUCCAGGCGCAGGCCCAGGCGCAGCAGCAACAGCAGCAGCAGCAACAACAGCAGCAACAACAACAGCAGCAGCAGCAGCAGCAGCAGCGGGAGCAACAACAGAACAUCAUCCAGCAGAUUGUUGUGUCAGGCGGAACGACUCCUCAGCAGCAACAGCAGAACACGGGGCAGCUCCAACUGAGCAGCGUGCCCUUCACGGUGUCUUCGACCACGACGCCAGCCGGAAUAGCCACCUCCAGUGCCCUGCAGGCGGCUCUCUCCGCCUCCGGCGCCAUAUUCCAGACUGCCAAGCCUGGCACUUGCAGCUCAUCACUGCCCACUAGCAGUGUGGUGACCAUAACCAACCAGAGCUCGGCUCCUCUGGUCACCAGCAGUACGGUGGCUAGUCUCCAGCAGGCACAAGCUCAAGCCCAGCUCCAACAGCAGCAGCAGCAGUUGAUCACCACCGCCAUGGCAGUAGCCUCUCAGCAGCAGCAGCAGCAGCAACAACAACAGCAGGGACCACCCUCCCUGACAGCCACGACGCCCUCGCCCACCACGAAUCCCAUCCUGGCCAUGACCUCCAUGAUGAAUGCCACAGUGGGGCACCUGUCAAGCGCUCCACCCGUCACAGUCUCUGUAACCAGCACCGCAGUCACUCCAUCGCCUGGCCAAUUGGUGACCCUCAGUAGUGCCAGCACGCCCACCAAGGAGACGCCUUCGAAGACGGCCACCCUUGUGCCCAUUGGCUCGCCCGUGACGCCCGCAGCGCUUCCAACUCAGGACAGAAGCGCGACGCCGAAAUCCUCAACACCAGCCAAUGUGAGUGCAUCCGCGGAGGCCAGCAGUUCCACCGGCGAGGCCCUGCCCAACGGAGAAGCUACUGAGGCGGCGUCUACGCCGGUGAGGACUGCCACCACACCCACCAGCAAGCAAAGCAACACGGUGCAGCCCACGGGCAGCAGCGGCACCACACCCAGCACCACUACCACACCCAGUGGUAAGGAAGAGACCAAGGUGGCAAGCUCCAUCAACUCUAGCGCCGCCACAACGCCUACCACGACGAAGACGGUCAGCAAUGGGAUCGGAACGGGGAGGAGCACAGCGUGCACCACGGGUAGCACUACUGUGACCACCACCACCUGCAGCACUACCACCACAACCUGCAGCAGUGCGACCAGUACAACCACCACGACGACGAGCAGCAGCAAUGGUGCGAAGGAUCUGCCCAAAGCGAUGAUUAAGCCAAACGUUCUGACCCACGUCAUCGAUGGCUUCAUCAUCCAGGAGGCGAACGAACCUUUUCCGGUCACGAGGCAGCGCUAUGCGGACAAGGACGUCGCCGAUGAGCCGCCCAAGAAAAAGGCGGCCAUGCAGGAGGACAUGAAGCCCAGUGGAAUAGCGUCCGCUCCAGCCUCCGACAUGGUGGCCUGCGAGCAGUGCGGCAAACUGGAGCACAAGACGAAGCUCAAGCGGAAACGAUUCUGCUCGCCGGGAUGCGCAAGGCAGGCGAAGAAUGGCAUUGGAGUGGUAGGAGUGGAGACCGGGGAGACCAACGGUCUAGGAACCGGCGGAAUCGUUGGAGUGGACGCUAUGGCGUUGGUAGACAAGCUGGACGAGGCCAUGGCCAAGGAGAAGAUGCAGACAGAGGCCCUGCAGGCUCUGUCCGAGCCCUUGCCCAUUCUGGCUGCUCCAACGGAAGUUCUACCACCAGUGUCCCUGCCUGUGCUGGCAACCGGCAUUCCGACCCCUGUUCCACUUGCACUUCCACUGCCGAUGCCGCUGGGACUGCCGUUGCCAGUAGCUAUAUCUGCUCCAGCCCCACUGCCAGCAGUUAUUCCUGCCGCGGCACCCGCAAGCUCCAGCGUAAACGGAUUGGAUCGCUCGCCCAUUAGUAGCUGGAGCGUGGAGGAGGUCAGCAACUUUAUCCGGGAACUGCCAGGUUGCCAGGACUACGUGGACGACUUUAUUCAGCAGGAGAUCGACGGCCAAGCUCUUCUGCUGCUUAAGGAAAACCAUUUGGUGCAUGCCAUGGGUAUGAAACUAGGACCAGCACUCAAGAUCGUGGCUAAGGUGGAGUCAAUGAAGGAGGUGUCACCCCCUGCUGAUGGCAAGGAGACCGCCGCAGCAUCUACGAUAACGGCAGGAGCGCAAUAGUGUCGGCGAGA
Molecule: messenger RNA, 4821 nt
Organism: Drosophila serrata
Lineage: Eukaryota; Metazoa; Arthropoda; Insecta; Diptera; Drosophilidae
Product: polyhomeotic-proximal chromatin protein
Cellular component (GO): nucleus
Molecular function (GO): protein binding; zinc ion binding
Source: RefSeq, a predicted model, not a curated record